AUGUCAGGCAAAGCGCUGAUGGCAGCCAUGUGUCGAGGUGGCAGCGGUGGUGACGGAGGUGAUGGUUAUACGGGAAGACGUCGCAUUACGAGAUCAUCACCAAGCCGGCCAUAUACGAUCACGAACACCUGGUUCGCGCGGAGUUUCGUACUCAUCGGCGCCGUACAGUUACGCUCGGCACCUCAAAAUGGACGAGAACGGCGGGACGCAUCACCCGAUCGGACGCGGCCCGCCGCAGCCUCAGAGCGUCCGCUGACCGCUCCGGUCACCGACCCGGACCAACAGCCGGCGAAGAGGACGCGGACGACGGCCAGCGUCGGCCGUCUGUCAUUAUAA
This is a messenger RNA of Macrosiphum euphorbiae (potato aphid), 336 nucleotides long. Lineage: Eukaryota; Metazoa; Arthropoda; Insecta; Hemiptera; Aphididae. The record is from the annotation of a GenBank genome assembly.